Molecule: messenger RNA, 1560 nt
Organism: Pseudomyrmex gracilis
Lineage: Eukaryota; Metazoa; Arthropoda; Insecta; Hymenoptera; Formicidae
Exons: 1
Coding region: 1-1560 (519 amino acids)
Biological process (GO): DNA replication, removal of RNA primer
Molecular function (GO): RNA-DNA hybrid ribonuclease activity; nucleic acid binding
Source: RefSeq, a predicted model, not a curated record
AUGGAAAAAGCCCUUAAGAUCACGCAAGACUGGUGUCAAUCAAAAGGUCUUAAGGUGAAUCCAGCAAAGACCAAGGCCAUGAUUUUCACCAGGAAAUAUAAACCUGAAGCCAUAGAGCCGCUAAGACUCUNGCACAAGGAAAUAGAAUACGUCCAGUCGGUUAAAUACUUGGGAGUCCANUUAGACACCAAAUUGAACUGGAAAAAACAUCUUGAAAUAAAAAGANCUAAAUUCCAUGCCUCUUACUGGGCAUGUAGGAGAGCCAUGGGCAAAUCCGGGGGCAUCAAGCUAAACACUGCCCUAUGGAUAUACAAGGCGGUACUAGUACCGAACUUAACAUAUGCUGCUGUUGUCUGGUGGCCUAGAGUGGAAAAGAUGGAGUCAAAGAACUUACUAAAAAGCCUGCAAGGUAACUACCUGAGAGCUGCAGUAGGGGCUAUGAGAACGACACCAACGGAGGCGUUGGAGGUGGCGCUUUGCAUCCCACCUCUAAGUCUGACAAUCAUCAGUGCUGCCAGACUCACAGCAUACAGGCUAAGAUGCCAGGGGGGGUGGAAACAAUUCGGGUUGGGCCACACCAGACUCGGGUUUCUCCACAAAUCCCCUUUCAUCUAUAAACAAGACAGAAUAUCCAGAAAGUACCAGGUGGAAAAAGCGUUUUUCAUAAACCUAACCGCCAGGGCAGACUGGAAAAAUAAAAAUCUUCAGAUCNAACCGGGCGAACAUGCAUGGUUCACUGAUGGAUCUGGAGCAAACGGCCGCUUUGGAGCAGGCAUUUACAGCCUGGGAUCCAAUCACAGAGAGUUUUUCUUCCUAGGUAAGUUGGCCACGGUCUUUCAAGCGGAAGUCCUGGCCAUCCUGGAAUGUGCAAGACUCCUACUCUUAAGGGAGACAAAAACUAGGAGGAUCAACAUCUAUACAGAUAGCAAAGCAGCCAUAGGAGCUCUCGCUAAGACCACCACUGAAUCAUCAGUGGUUUGGGACUGUAUGCAAGCUCUAAAUGAACUGGGCAAGAGCAACAAAAUCACGCUAAUCUGGGUACCUGGCCAUCAAGGUAUCCAAGGCAAUGAAGUUGCUGAUAGUCUGGCAAAACUGGGUACCCUAGAGGAACCAGCCUGCCAGAAGGUUGGAGUACCCUUUGCUGUAGGGAAAAACUACAUCAAGGACUGGCUGAAGCAGGAGCAUAAAGCAUCUUGGCAAAAACUAAAGAGCUGCCGCCAAGCUAAAGACCUGAUGACUCAGCCGUUGCCAGGUAGGACAAAGGAAUUACUGACAAUGAAUAAGUACAAACAAAGAUUGAGUAUCGGUCUACUCACAGGGCAUUGGGCCUUUAAGGCACAUUUAUUCAACCUAGGCCUAGUUGAGGAGAGUAGUUGCAGAUUUUGCAAGGAGGAAAAAGAGGACAGCGUGCACAUACUGUGCCGCUGCCCUUCACUAGUACUCAAGAGGUUCAGAUUCUUAGGCUCCAUGUUUGUGGAGCCUAAGAACCUGAAAAGAUUCAAGAUCGGCCAUCUGUGCAGCCUGGCAGCAAAUGCCGGGCUAAAUCAGUAUGGUCGUUAA